AUUUUGUAUUUUGUAAAGCAUAGAAAAGAGACAUGAGUGGACGAGGCAAAGGCGGUAAAGGACUCGGGAAAGGAGGCGCUAAGCGGCACCGUAAAGUUCUCCGUGAUAACAUCCAGGGAAUCACCAAACCCGCUAUCCGCCGUCUGGCUCGCCGCGGUGGAGUGAAGCGUAUCUCCGGCUUGAUCUACGAGGAGACUCGCGGUGUGUUGAAGGUGUUUCUGGAGAAUGUGAUCCGUGAUGCCGUCACCUACACCGAACACGCAAAGAGAAAGACCGUGACCGCCAUGGAUGUGGUGUACGCGCUGAAAAGACAGGGCCGAACUCUGUACGGCUUCGGUGCCAAUCAGAGCGAAAAGGGCGGAACCUUCCCCCUUCUACCACCACAGAUACCACCCCCACUUUCUUCUUCUUCUUCUUCUUCUUCUUCUAAAACGACAUUUAUAUUGAGAAUGGCAAGAACUAAGCAGACCGCCCGUAAAUCAACUGGAGGUAAAGCGCCCAGAAAGCAGCUGGCUACGAAGGCUGCCCGUAAGAGCGCUCCUGCUACCGGCGGCGUGAAGAAACCUCACCGUUAUAGACCCGGUACCGUGGCGCUGCGGGAGAUCCGCCGCUACCAGAAAUCUACAGAGCUGCUGAUCCGCAAGUUGCCCUUCCAGCGUCUGGUGAGAGAGAUCGCUCAGGAUUUCAAGACUGAUCUGCGCUUCCAGAGCUCCGCUGUGAUGGCUCUACAGGAGGCCAGCGAGGCUUAUCUGGUCGGCCUGUUUGAGGACACCAACCUGUGCGCCAUCCACGCCAAGAGGAGAAGAAACAUGAGUGGACGAGGCAAAGGCGGUAAAGGACUCGGGAAAGGAGGCGCCAAGCGGCACCGUAAAGUUCUCCGUGAUAACAUCCAGGGAAUCACCAAACCCGCUAUCCGCCGUCUGGCUCGCCGCGGUGGAGUGAAGCGUAUCUCCGGCUUGAUCUACGAGGAGACUCGCGGUGUGUUGAAGGUGUUUCUGGAGAAUGUGAUCCGUGAUGCCGUCACCUACACCGAACACGCCAAGAGGAAGACCGUGACCGCCAUGGAUGUGGUGUACGCGCUGAAAAGACAGGGCCGAACUCUGUACGGCUUCGGCGGUUAAACAGUUUGUUAGAACAACACAAAGGCUCUUCUAAGAGCCGCCCACUGCGCAUUGAC
Messenger RNA from Thalassophryne amazonica, 1177 nucleotides. RefSeq lists its product as uncharacterized. Bases 33 to 1121 code for a protein of 362 amino acids. Gene Ontology annotation, cellular component: nucleosome. Gene Ontology annotation, biological process: nucleosome assembly. NCBI's taxonomy places the organism in Eukaryota, Metazoa, Chordata, Actinopteri, Batrachoidiformes, Batrachoididae. Gene Ontology annotation, molecular function: protein heterodimerization activity; structural constituent of chromatin; DNA binding. The record is from RefSeq and is a predicted model, not a curated record. The transcript has 4 exons.